UUGUGCUACAACACAACAUUUGUGCAUCGAAGAUCUCACUUAAUUUUUCUUAAAAAUUUGCGAAUGGGAAGGAAAUAACAUGUUUUGGUGCUUUGAAGGAAACCAGUUAUGGAAAAGCUGACGUGUAGAGGAUGGUGGUACGCACACAAAGAUAUAUUCCGUAUGCGUGCUGCACACACUCCCACCAUGGGCCGAGAUCACGAAGGAAGUCCUCCACCUCAUGUAAACACAUCACAAGAUUGAGACGGCACGUGACAUGGUGACACUCACAGCACCCUUUACCAUUAAAAUAAUCCAAAAGGGGGUAGCUUUUAUUCGUCAACGUCUCUUCUCGCUGCACUGAUAAGAUUCCAACGCCAUGUCUGGGAACACGGAAGAGCAGCCAUUGUUGCCGGACUCCUUUCAGGCAGAAGAGGAGCUGCAAGAAACUGCCUACGAAUCCUCCGAGAAGAUCGUGGUCGUGGGAAUCGACGAGUCCGAUAGCGAGGACAAUUGGGGGAGAGUGCCUCCUUUCUCAUGGAAGAAGCUAUGGCUCUUUACUGGGCCGGGCUUUCUCAUGAGCAUAGCGUUUCUGGACCCGGGCAACCUCGAGGGGGACCUUCAGGCCGGAGCUAUUGCCGGCUACUCCCUGCUGUGGCUUUUGAUGUGGGCAACGGCCAUGGGCCUCUUGAUCCAGCUCCUCUCUGCCCGCCUCGGCGUCGCCACCGGGAAGCACCUCGCUGAACUCUGCAGGGAAGAGUACCCUGCGUGGGCCCGGAUAGUGCUUUGGAUCAUGGCCGAACUCGCUCUUAUUGGCUCUGAUAUUCAGGAAGUUAUUGGAAGCGCUAUUGCCAUCAGGAUUCUCAGUCGUGGGGUUGUGCCCCUUUGGGCGGGAGUCGUCAUCACUGCUCUUGAUUGUUUUAUUUUUCUCUUUCUAGAGAACUAUGGUGUGAGGACACUAGAAGCUCUUUUUGCUGUUCUCAUUGGUGUGAUGGCAAUCUCGUUCGCGUGGAUGUUUGGUGAAGCAAAGCCCAGUGGCAAGGAACUGCUUCUUGGCGUUUUGAUUCCAAAACUCAGCUCCAGAACUAUACAACAGGCUGUUGGAGUUGUGGGGUGCCUUAUUAUGCCGCACAAUGUGUUCUUGCACUCUGCUCUCGUUCAGUCAAGGCAGGUUGACCGCAGCAAGAAAGGCCGGGUUCAAGAAGCUCUUAAUUAUUACUCUAUAGAGUCCACCCUUGCCCUUGUUGUCUCCUUUAUCAUAAAUAUAUUUGUGACAACAGUGUUCGCCAAGGGUUUUUAUGGUUCUGAACUUGCAAACAGCAUUGGUCUUGCAAAUGCAGGACAGUAUCUUGAGGAGACAUAUGGGGGUGGACUUUUUCCAAUUUUAUACAUAUGGGGUAUUGGGUUAUUAGCAGCAGGUCAAAGUAGCACUAUUACUGGUACUUAUGCUGGACAAUUCAUCAUGGGAGGUUUUCUAAAUUUGAGAUUAAAGAAGUGGAUGAGGGCAUUGAUUACUCGAAGUUGUGCAAUAAUCCCAACCAUGAUAGUUGCUCUUUUAUUUGACACCUCCGAGGGAUCGUUAGAUGUUCUGAAUGAGUGGCUCAAUGUUCUUCAGUCAGUUCAAAUCCCCUUUGCACUUAUUCCCUUGCUUUAUCUGGUAUCAAAGGAGCAGAUAAUGGGCACUUUCAGAAUUGGCUAUGUUCUCAAGAUUACAUCAUGGCUUGUGGCUGCUCUGGUGAUAGUGAUUAAUGGCUAUCUUUUGAUGGAAUUCUUUUCCUCCGAAGUUAACGGUCCCUUGUUUGGCGCUGUAGUGGGUGCAAUAACUGCUGCAUAUGUUGCAUUCUUACUAUACCUUAUAUGGAGGGCCAUUGCUUUACCUUGGCAAAGCAUAAUGCGACCAAAGACAAAUUGCUCAUUCAGAGAGUUAAGUGAUCAAUCUUUAAAUAUGCAGAAUAGGAAGUGUGGUCCAUUUUCUCGCCAUUGUUAUUAGUAUGACUAGUCGAUGCAUUGGGCAGUGGCACCUUACUGUUUGCCUGUAACUAUAAACUAUGGCAGAUGGCAGAGUAGAUUUUAGCACUGUGUAAUGUGUUACUGUCCAAUUUUGUUGUCAAAAUGCCUUGGAAGAACACUAAUUAGUUGAGGCAACCUUCGAAGCUUAAUGUGCAAGAAAUAAAAGUAGUUCUUUUCUUUUUC
This is a messenger RNA of Vigna umbellata (rice bean), 2172 nucleotides long. Its product is annotated as metal transporter Nramp3.2-like. Gene Ontology annotation, molecular function: manganese ion transmembrane transporter activity; cadmium ion transmembrane transporter activity. Gene Ontology annotation, cellular component: vacuolar membrane. Gene Ontology annotation, biological process: iron ion transmembrane transport; defense response to bacterium; manganese ion transport. Lineage: Eukaryota; Viridiplantae; Streptophyta; Magnoliopsida; Fabales; Fabaceae. The record is from RefSeq and is a predicted model, not a curated record.